Paramecium tetraurelia is the source of this 1974-nucleotide messenger RNA. RefSeq lists its product as uncharacterized. The record is from RefSeq and is a predicted model, not a curated record. Gene Ontology annotation, biological process: protein phosphorylation; mitotic spindle organization; regulation of cytokinesis. The transcript is spliced from 4 exons. Gene Ontology annotation, molecular function: ATP binding; protein kinase activity. Lineage: Eukaryota; Ciliophora; Oligohymenophorea; Peniculida; Parameciidae. Gene Ontology annotation, cellular component: spindle pole centrosome; chromosome passenger complex; spindle microtubule.
AUGCAGGAUUUUAAAGAUAUGAAAGUUAUUGCUUGUGGGCAAUAUUCACAAGUAUUUUCUGCUAAAUUAAGAAAAGAAAACAAACUAUACGCAAUCAAAAAGUACAUCAAAAAAACUCUCUCAAGAUAGCGUAUAUCACCCAAUGUUGCUAAGGAGAUAGAAAUCAUGAAUGUCUUGGGAGAUAAUUAAUAUACAACUCGAUUGAUUGAUCACUUUGAAGACAAGGAAUCCAUCUAUCUGGUCACCGAAUAUUUCAAUAAUGGCAAUAUGCAAUAAAAAAUAUUGAAGGACAAAAAGCUCUCAGAAUAAGAAACCCUAUUCUAUGCCAAAUAAAUGAUAGACAUUUUAGAGCAUCUGCACAAAAAAAAUGUGGUACAUAGAAAUUUCAAACUUGAAAAUAUACUCAUCAGAAAAAAUGAAAAAAAGCAAAUUACAAUUAAAUUAUGUGACUUUGGUUUUAGUACUUACAUCCAACAUACUGAGGGCAUUUUUAAUGGGAAUGAUCACUUCGGGCCUGAAUAAUUUAAUCUGCAACCUUAGACUGAAGCCCUAGACAUUUGGAGUUUAGGAGUGGUGCUCUAUUAAAUGCUCACAGGCAAAUUCCCAUUUGAGCCAAAGCCAGAACAAUUGAAAGGUAAGAAGAAGUAAGAUGUAUUGUAACACAAUAUUGUUAACGGAAUAUUUUCACAAAAGAAUUUGAGUGAAGGAGUGUAGGAUUUAUUGGUCUAGAUAUUCCAAGUGAAUCCAUCAAAAAGAAUUACCAUCUCCUAGGUUAAGGAGCAUUGGUGGAUAUAGGGAAUCCAAAGACCUAAUGAUAAAAUUAAUAUAGUUUCAAUCUUAGAGGAGGAACCAGAAACUUAUGAGGAAAAAGAAUAAGAAUAAUAAUAACCAGUAUAAUGUAUUGAUGUGGAAGAGUAGAUCACUCAAGUGAGAUUAUCAGUUAAGAAGAAGAUCCUGGAUAAUGUGAAGACCACUAAUGAGGCUUUGGAUCUUAAAAUACUUAAGAAAAUGGAUAAGAUCGAAGUGUCUGCAAGUGAAGAAGCCAAUUUGACUUAGGUGUUGAAUACUGUUCAAUAAUAAUUAGCCUAAAUUAACAAUCAAAACAUGGAUCUUAUGAGUGAAUUGAAAUUGCGAUCUAGUGGAACUGUGCAUUUAAGUGAUGAGAGAGAGAGUGUUGUCUCUUAUCUUAAUUAUGACAGUAAGUCUCGUUAAGAUUUCUGUAAAAUUCAAAUGUAAUAAAUCCCAAGAGUUGAAGGAGAGCAAUUCUGUCUAAAGUAGACUAUCGAAUAACAGAUGGAAUAAUUACAGCAAAUCAAAGAGAAUAAAGAAUCUGUUGAUAAAUAUAAAGAAGAAGUUGUCAAUAAUAAUAAUUAUAUCAACGACCUAAUGUAGACGAGACUGCUCCUCAAAAAACAAAUUCAGGAUUUGGAAGAAAAAAGAAGUUUUAUGAAAUUGGAAGAAGGCAUUAUUGCUAUCCAAUAAGAAAUUGAAAAGAAACUCACCUAAUUAUCAACUGAUUUCAAGGAUAGAAUUACCAUCUUGGAAAUAUUUAAUAGUACUUUUACAGAAUCCAAAUUGGAGGAAAACAAAUAAUAAUCCCAAUAACACAAAAGCAUUCAAAACAAGUAUGACUUAUCAUAAAUGCAAAAUGAAGAGUUCCCAGAAAAAAAGUAGAAGAAAAUUGAUCUGCUCAAACAACAAAUCUAAGAGACCAGAGAUAGAUAGAAUCAAAUCAUUAAUUAAAUUAGUGAGAAUUCCACUCUCUUAAAUUAAAAGGAUGAGGAGGCAAUCAAACAGAAAUUGUAUCUUUAACUUGCCAAAAAGGAGGAAAUGAAUAUUAAAUUAGAGCGUCUCUCACAAAAAAUAGAUAAUCUAUCGGCUGAAAAUGAGAAAUAAGAAAAAGAAUUGAAAAAGAUGGAUCAACAGAAAAUAGAAAUUGAAAAAUCAAGCCAAAAAUCCAAUAUAGUUUUGUGA